CCUGCGCGCUUCCGCUUCCCCCGCCGCCAGUGCGUCACUGUCACUCCAGGCAGUGAUGGCGGAGGCGGACGAUACCGACAUGAUGAUGAACUACAACGCGGAUUUCUUGAAAAGCGACAGAAAAAAUAGCCGCUACCCGUUCUGCGUUGUCUGGACACCCAUUCCUAUUUUAUCGUGGGUGCUCCCCUUCAUUGGUCACAUGGGUAUAUGCACCUCUUCUGGAGUCAUAAGAGAUUUUGCAGGAUCAUACUUUGUCUCGGAGGACAACAUGGGCUUUGGUAGACCAACAAAGUACUGGAAGCUUGACGUGGACAAAGUCUGUGGCCAUGGUGCUGCUACAUGGGACAAAGCAGUGCUUGAUGCAUCCGAGGAAUACAAAUGCAGGCCACACAAUCUGUGCUUCGAUAACUGCCAUUCCCACGUUGCCAUGGCCCUCAACCUCAUGCGCUAUGACAACAGCACGUCGUGGAACAUGAUGAACUUGUGUUUACUGUCUCUCAUUCAUGGGAAACAUGUGAGCUGGGCAGCGUUCCUCAAAACCUGGCUACCCUUCUUCAUGCUCUGCGGAGUCCUCGGCACGUUCAUCCUAACAUUCAAUCUGCAAUAAUGGAGCAGGAAGUGCAUCGGGAUCACUCAUAGACUGUGGUUAUACUAUUUAUUUAUUUAUAUUUUGACAUUUCUUUGACAUGAAUGAUGUGUUUUGAUGGGACACUUGUUUGUACACAAAAGAACCAAAUGAAGGACUUCAUUGUCUGUAGUGAUCUCUAGUGAUGUAGUAGUGUCUCUGAGGGCAAAGUCAAACUGUUGAUGGGUAGUUUUGAGAUCAAUAAUCAACUUAUAAAGUUUUGUGGGUUAUUUUUCCUAACAAAGUAUUUAUCAUUUAGAAACGUGUUUAAACGAUUUAAAAUGCAUCUUCCAAGAUUAACCUCGUUUUCCACAAAGUCUUUUUGUUUUUGUCAUUAUGAGGAUUAUAAAGGGCGAUGCUUUUUUCCAGAUUGCCAUGCGGUUAAGUUCCACAUGUAUUUUUCAUGAACAGCAGUGAUGAAUGUGUUUCCAGACCGGCUAAUGUACAUUUCAGUGAUGAAGCGCCGCAAAAUGGAUCACGAAAUCUUAAUGCUGAAGGUAUUCAUCAAUUAUUUGUGAGAGAUAUGAACCGCUACCAAAGACAGAAUGAUGUAGGAGCCACAUGUGAGCAGUAGUGGUAUUAUCCUGUAGAAACAUCCUCCUCCCCUCAGUCUACUUUCCUCUGGUACAUAAAGACAAACGUGUGAAGUGUUUUUUUGGGGUUUUUUUUUUUUUUACAUGUGGUUAUUAUUUAUAUUUCUCCAGAUAGAAUUUGAAUGCUUUCAAACUGUGCAUCCGCAUGCUGGAAUGUCAUUAUACAAUAACUAUAUAUACAACGAGCAAUACUACAUUACAUUACUAUUACUAUUACAAUACAUUUGUAUUUGAUUUGAUUGUUUUUUAAUGCUGUGUACCUAAUGAGUGUUUUUUAUUAUGGUUUAUCUAUAAUAUCAGUUUAAUAUCUUUGUUUUUGUAACUUCAUUUUGGAUGUGCUGUAUACAAAGCUGGCAGACUGUGGUGUAGGUCACAGGCUGCAGAUUCCCUGAUCGUCCUCUGUACCUUUAAGGGAACAAGGUACCUUUUUCAUCCAGUAGAUUCUGCGUGAUAUGAACUCCCAUCAAUUUGCGGGAACCUUUUUUCCCAGAGUGGAGCAGAUGAGGAGGGACUGAGCGCUCUACUCUGCAGUAUUUGAUUAGUUUGUGAGAACAAAAGCUGAAUUUGACUCAUUAAUUUACAUUGAAACAAGGUUUUCUCUGCUGUAAUUCAUACUCUUGUGUGUUGAAAUUUAUUUAUUUUUUGUUGCUG
Molecule: messenger RNA, 1869 nt
Organism: Thunnus maccoyii (southern bluefin tuna)
Lineage: Eukaryota; Metazoa; Chordata; Actinopteri; Scombriformes; Scombridae
Product: transmembrane protein 222-like
Exons: 6
Coding region: 56-607 (183 amino acids)
Source: RefSeq, a predicted model, not a curated record